CAGAGACACUGUGUGAGCCGGGCCGGCCCUGCAGACAGCCCCUCCCGCCGCUCCAGCCAGGGUGGUGCUUGCGUGGGGAGGACUUUAAAUCCGGCCGCCAGACCCCUGGCCGGGAGAGGCGGAGAGGACUGGCCACCAUGCACAGCUCCGGCAGUCUGCUGCUGCUGCUGCUGCUGCUGCUGGCGGCCACCACGGGCCCCGCCGGCGCCCUCAGUGAUGAUGAGAAACGCGUGAUGGUGGAGCUGCACAACCUCUACCGGGCCCAGGCGUCCCCACCCGCCGCUGACAUGCUGCAAAUGAGGUGGGACGAGGAGCUGGCCGCCUUCGCCAAGGCCUACGCGCAGAAGUGCGUGUGGGGCCACAACAAGGAGCGCGGGCGGCGCGGGGAGAACCUGUUUGCCAUCACGGACGAGGGCUUGGACGUGCCGCUGGCCAUGGAGGAGUGGCACCACGAGCGCGAACACUACAACCUCAGCGCAGCCACCUGCGACCAGGGCCAGAUGUGCGGCCACUACACGCAGGUGGUCUGGGCCAAGACAGAGAGGAUUGGCUGUGGCUCCCACUUCUGUGAGAAGCUCCAGGGUGUUGAGGAGACCAAUAUCCAUUUGCUGGUUUGCAACUAUGAGCCUCCGGGGAACGUGAAGGGAAAGAGGCCCUACCAGGAAGGGACUCCGUGCUCCCUGUGUCCCUCCGGCUACCGCUGCGAGAACUCCCUCUGUGAACUCAUCAGAGACCCGGAGGAGGCUCAGGAUUUGCCUUACCUGGUAACUGAGGCCCCAUCUUCCCUGGCAACGGAAGCUUCAAGUUCUAGGAAAAGCGGUAUCCCUUCUUCCGUGGCAACGGAAAAUCCAUCCUCCUUGGUAACAGAGGUCUCGGGCCCCCUGGCAACCAAGGCUCUUCCGGCUGUAGAAACCAAGGCCCCGUCUCCCUUAGCAACGGAAGAUUCCCUCUCCAUGGCAACAGAGGCUCCACCUUCCUUAACAACUGAGGUCCCUUCCUUUUUGGCAACUCACAGCCCCUUUGCCUUGGAUGAGGGGCCAGCAACCUUCCCCAAAUCGACCAAUGAUCCCAUCUCCCAAUUGGCAGACAAAGAGGCCAGCAGGACAAGAAUGCCCCCCAAGACCCCAGAGAGUUCUCUGCACCCCAAGAUGUUCUUGACAGGGACACGGGAGCCACGACCCCACUCCCAGAAAGCAGGCAAGGCCGAGGCCGAGUUGUCUCCUUCCAGUGAGGUCUUGGCCUCAGUUUCUCCAGUCCAGGACAAGACAGGUGGGCUGCCGGCCACAUUGGACCACGUGGGGCACACCUCCUCCAAGUCCCUGUCUAACUCCCCCAAUACCUCUGCCACCUCUAAUGCCGUGGGUGGGCGAACCCUGGCCCUGCAGUCAUCUUUGCCAGGCGCAGAGGGCCCUGAAAAGCCUAGCAUCAAGUCAGGGCUGAAGUCGGGCCCUGGUCACAUCUGGGGCCCCCUUCUGGGGCUGCUGCUCCUGCCUCUGCUGGUGCUGGCUGGAAUCUUCUGAAGGGGUCAUCACUCAAAGGGACAGAAGAUAUCGGUGCUUCCCAGAGACCCCUUGACCCCUCCUAGUCCCCUGGCUUCUUCUUUAAGCCAUCUGAGUCUGAGACUGUUUCCAGGAAGACCUUCUGCCUUCCCAGGGUGAAGAGAUCAGCUGUCCUCCUGCCAUUUCCCCCACCCUGUCCCCCACCCCCAAACAAGACGCUUCUUGGCUGAAGGCCUUCUGGAAGGGAAAGGCUGCAGGGCACGCCUCAUCCACAGAUGCCUUUCGGGUGCGAGUCCUGGUUGGCUAUGAGUUCAGGUUGCCACCUAUGACUGCACCCCCUGCCUGGACCCCUCCUGCCCCUCCCACCUCAAUCCUGGGUCUGGGUGGGGGUUGAAGAGAGAUCCCUGCCCACCGGCCCUGCCAGAACUGUCUGCCUCUGCAGGUAGGGGGUUCUUCCUGAGCGCCCCCUCCCCCUACUUGCUGGUGUAGCCCCGGAGGGGAGUUUGUGAGGGGCAGAUGAAGGACAAGCCCCACCUGAAUGGGGUUCUAUGGGGGGGGGGGGGGAGCAGGCAGGGACCAGGGAAGGGAAGCAGCCCCUGACUCCUGAAUAAAAGCCUGUGUAAGAAUA
Neofelis nebulosa (Clouded leopard) is the source of this 2127-nucleotide messenger RNA. It is a transcript of the gene PI16, whose product is annotated as peptidase inhibitor 16. The coding region runs from base 138 to 1520 and encodes 460 amino acids. The record is from RefSeq and is a predicted model, not a curated record. The transcript is spliced from 7 exons. NCBI's taxonomy places the organism in Eukaryota, Metazoa, Chordata, Mammalia, Carnivora, Felidae. Gene Ontology annotation, cellular component: extracellular region.